AUGAGAAAAAAUAUUACAAAAAGUGGACAAGCCGCUGAAAUUAAAAAGAAGUGGAAGUAUGAAGAUUCAAUGUCAUUUGUAAUUCCAUUUUUUAAAGAAAGAGAAACACAAACCAACAUAGCAGAACCUGAUAGCUUGAGUGACGGAUCGAAUGAUGAACACGAAGGUAUGGAGAGCGUUGUUAUUACUGGGGAUACUUCAGAACAAAAUUCUAAUAACAACAUAAAUCAGAAAUCUACAGCAUCUCCAAAAAAAAGUUCAUCUAGGUAUUUGCUAAACAAAAGAAAAUUUGAAAAAACAGAGACAGCUUCAUCUGUACUAAUGAAAUAUUUAGUAGAAAGUUAUAAGCAAGAAACAAAAGCCACUGCUAAUGAUCAUCCAAUAGACAUAUUUUUCAAUAGUCUAGCCGCUACUGUAAAAACUUUUUCACCCGAGUACCAGCAUAUGGCAAAGUCAAAACUUUUCAAUGUUGUAUCCGAACUAGAGUGGGCACAUUUACAAAGUAAGAAUACAAAUUACCAAGUGCCAACAUCAAUGAAUUUUCCAGCUCCAGACAACAGGUCAAAUAUACACCCAAUACCAUUUAUUCAAACUCAAAACAUCCAAAAAGCAGUCCAUCCACAACAACAAAUUUAUGAAAUUUCACGUGCGUCAAACUCAUCUACUCCAAAUGAUUCAUUUAUGUUUAGUCACACUCAAACACCUUCACCUGUAAGUUCCGGAAGGUCAUCUGCACAAUCUUAUUUUGAAAAUUUUCAGCCAAAUUAA
Macrosiphum euphorbiae (potato aphid) is the source of this 768-nucleotide messenger RNA. The record is from the annotation of a GenBank genome assembly. Lineage: Eukaryota; Metazoa; Arthropoda; Insecta; Hemiptera; Aphididae.